AUGGGGUUAGCGUCACCAUUACCACGGGACUGCGCCUGCCCUCCUACGUCCUCUCUUACUCUGUUACGUGGCAGUACCUUACCCCGCACUGUGAAUUCCUGUCCCUGCGCCCGGCACCUCACUUCUACACAGGACCAAGGUAAUAGAUGCAAGGCAGAAGACGCUAUUGGAUGUAAUAGAAUCAUUCAGGUCCUGGCUGACGAAUACCCAGAAUUUAAAAACUGUGUCUGCACUACAGAGGAUUUCUGUAGCAUCAUGACUUUGCUUGGGAAACAGUGUGGCAUUAAUAAAGAAUCUUUGGAAACUUCCUCAAGAUCAGGUACUGAACUGAGUUUUAGGGAACACAAAAACCCCGAAGACCAAAGACACUCAGAAGAAUUAGAGAACAACUGCAGUACUGCAAAACAACGCUGUCGAGAGGACCCUUACUGCUUUUUAGUGUUUAAGAGCUUCCAGCGAGCAUGCCAGGCAGACGCAGCAAAAUGCAGGCUCCCGACGGUCAACCAGGAGUGUUUGUCAGCGUGGAAAGAGCUGAGGAAAACAGUGCUGGGAGACUGCAAGUGCUCAGAACCACUUCAGAUGAGAUGCGUUAAAAUAUGGAAGGGAAUAUUUAACAACCCUUGUUUACAAUAUUCUCGAGAGAGCCAAGCUUCAGCAGCUAGUGAAAAUGAUGAUGACAAAGAUGAUGAUGUUGAUGAUGAGAAAAAUCAGGACACCGACACAGACAAUAUUAGUUCAGAAACAAAAUUACAAUGGAGUUUAUCUGCUCUCUCCAAACAAGCAUACACAGCAAACAGAACCUGUUUGGAUGUGAACAAGGAGUGUGUUGAAGAUGAAGUGUGUAACAAACAGUUGUCCAUGUACCUUAAGGUUUGCUCAGUGAAUAAGAAGUGCAACAUGGAAGAAUGUCAAGCAGCCAUAAGGUUCUUCUAUCAAAACAUGCCUUUUGAAGUUGCCCAAAUGAUGACAUUUUGUGAUUGUAUCCAGCGUGAUGAAUCCUGCCACAGAGCCAAAGAACUUCUCCACGGCAAGCCCUGUGCGGUUACUGCAGUUCCGCCCCCAUCAUGCCUGAAUGUAAUCCACAUGUGUGAAGAGGAUGAAUUGUGCAGGAAAAAAUACACAACUUUCCGGUCAAAGUGUUGGAGACAUGUGACAAAAAAAUGUUACGAUGAUGAAGCUUGUCUUGAAACUUUAAUCAAGGAUGACAUGCCCUGUUCUGCAAACGCUGACUGCAAAGCAGCCUACAUUAGCAACUGGGGCACGAUGCUGCGCGUGGAGUGUACCUGCCAGAAUUUGCCUCCCGUGGAACAGUCUUUGUGCGAGCUCUUCCAUCACAUGCUUCACAGCAAAUCCUGCUUCAGUGAGUUACGUCAAAUUUCCAUCAAGAAGAAAGGGUUUCAUUGGGUAAAUACGGAAAUGCCAGGAGAAAAGCUUUCCAGAGCGCAGCUCCAUUCUUCUUCAAUUAACGGUGAAACAGUCUACAUUAUUGCCUAUUCCUCCUGCAUCGUUCUCAUCCUAGGAAUAGUCCUGCUGACUCUCCUAAAGAUCAG
Molecule: messenger RNA, 1550 nt
Organism: Balearica regulorum gibbericeps (East African grey crowned-crane)
Lineage: Eukaryota; Metazoa; Chordata; Aves; Gruiformes; Gruidae
Source: RefSeq, a predicted model, not a curated record